This is a messenger RNA of Lactuca saligna, 1773 nucleotides long. NCBI's taxonomy places the organism in Eukaryota, Viridiplantae, Streptophyta, Magnoliopsida, Asterales, Asteraceae. The record is from the annotation of a GenBank genome assembly.
AUGUGCUUUACAAAAAGUAACAGUUUAGUGAGGAUUCUGGUCCUCCUGUGUUUCUCUCGUACCAUAAAUCUCUCAUCCGGAGUGAACACCAUUUCUGCAAGCCAGUCUCUUUCUGGAGACCAAACAAUCGUAUCCAAAGAUGAAGUGUUCGAGCUGGGUUUCUUCAAAGCAGGUAACUCUUCCAAGUAUUACAUAGGCAUAUGGUAUAACAAGGUCUCUUCCAAUCCCCCCACCAUAGUUUGGGUGGCGAACAGAGAAACACCCAUCUCUGAUAGAUUUCGUUCAGAACUAAAAAUCAUUAAUGGUAAUUUGGUGCUCUUGAAUGAGUCCAAGUUCCAGAUUUGGUCCACAAAUGUCUCCACCACCACUACUUUGAAGUCUGUAAUAGCUGUUCUUCUUGAUGGUGGUAACUUAGUCUUGAGAGACAGUACUUCAAAUUCAAUUGAACCUUUUUGGCAAAGUUUUGAGCACCCAACUCACACUUGGUUGCCUGGUGCUAAACUUGCUUAUGAUAAUAGAACCAAAAAAAGCCAGCUUCUUACAUCAUGGAGAAGCAAAGAAGAUCCUGGUGUAGGACUCUUCUCUUUGGAGCUUGACCCGUUUACUACAGAGUACAUAAGCAAGUGGAAUGGCUCCCAACGAUAUUGGACAAGUGGUGCUUGGAAUGGGAAAAUAUUUGAGUUAGUACCAGAAAUGAGGUUGAAUUACAUUUACAAUUUCAGCUACCAGACGAAUGAGAAUGAGAGUUACUUCACUUAUUCUGUGUAUAAUCCUUCCAUUAUAUCUAGAUUCAUAAUGGAUGUUUCUGGUCAAGUUCAGCAACUAACAUGGCUGGAAGCUAGCAAACAGUGGAAUUUAUUUUGGUCUCAACCUAGAACGCAAUGCGAGGUCUACGCUUUGUGUGGGGCUUUUGGGACUUGCAGCCAAUCUGGAUUACCUUUCUGUAAUUGCUUGACUGGCUUCAAGCCUAGAUCUGAGAGUGAUUGGAAUCAGAGUGAUUUUUCUGGUGGAUGUGUACGGAAAACCGAUUUACAGUGUGGGAGAAACGUGGAAAAGGCUGAUUUUCUCAAGAUUACAGUCAAGAGUUUGCCUCCAAAUAAAUCCAUGGCAGUUGGGAGUGCUGGAGAAUGUCGUACCACCUGUUUGAACAGUUGCUCAUGUAAUGCUUACUCUUUUGUCGAUAAUCAGUGUUUGGUUUGGAAUGGAGAUCUCUUGAACCUCUCGGAAGACAAUGAUAAUGAUAGUGGGAAAACAAUCUUUGUCAAAGUCGCUUCUAAAGAUCUUCCACGUCAUAAAAAGACUAAUUGGGUCACCGUGGGUGCUGUUGUUGGGUUUGUAGGAGGAGUGGUUUUUGUCUUGGGUGUAACUUUGGUCUUGAUCUUUAGAAAAAAGAGGAUAUCGGUGGUUAAUGGUAAGCGAAAUGCAGAGCAAUCGGAAGAUUCAAGGAGUCCAUUCUUCCCUUGUUUAGCUUCUAAUGUUCUGAAGGUGGGAGGUGAUGUCCUUAGCUUGGUAGACAGAAGGUUAAACAGGGAAGCUAGUGUUGAAGAAGUCUCGAAAAUAUGCAAAGUUGCAUGUUGGUGUAUCCAAGAUGAGGAAGACAGUAGGCCUUCAAUGAGUUUGGUGGAACAGAUCCUUGAAGGGGUUAUGGAUGUGAAUAUGCCUCCGAUCCCUCGAUCUGUCACGUUAUUUGUUGAUAACACCGAGCGUGUUGUUUUCUUCACGGAAUCACCCUCAAAAGAGAGUUCCUCCCAGUCGAAGAGCUCCUCUUCUUGA